UCCAGGGGUUUGGAAAAUACAGAGGGGUGGGGGAAAGUUUAUACGUCAUAUUAUUUUCCAUGUACUUCUAUGAAAGUGAGUUCCCGUGUCCGUGAUUGUGAUUCAAACGAUUAAGAAUAUUGAUCGGUUUUUUUUCGUUCUCUGUACUGUUGCGAAAUGCUGUGUCAUAACAUGGCAGAUUGAUCUAUUGUCCAUCAUCUUUCCUCUAUUCCUAGUUGGUAUUUUGUUCCUGUUACGGCCUCAGUGCUUGCAUUACAGCCAAGGUCACUUUGACAACUACCUUGUCAUUAAACAAAAAUUCUAUGACUGAAAAUUCUCGUUAUAUAACUUGAGUAAUCGAUUUCGCAGAUUUUUUCGCUCUUGCAAAUCACACAAAGAGCAAUGAGCAUAGCCUGCGAACUGUUUUAGGAUUUUGGGAAAUGAUUCUGAUUCGUUGAUCGUGGGAAAGGUAUGUGGCUCGGUUUUCAGCAGCCGCAUGUGGGAAAGGCGUGAGUCACACUAAGUAGAGCGGCUGCUAAGCUGACUUUCUGAGUAAGCAUAAUUUAAAAUAUGAAAAGCAUAACUUGCAUAACUUGCAAAAUGAAAAGGAACAUAUUAAAUAUCAAUAGUCGUAAUACUAUCAAUUUUAUCUCCGCGUCGGUAAUUACCUUGAAUAUAUAUUGCAAAGAUUGUUUUCUCGUAAUCGCAAAUUAUAACUUGAGAUUACGCGCGAGUUGAUUGCUCAUUGCACAAUCACUCCCAAAGUGUUUUAGAAUAUUGUACUGAUAUUGGGUUACUGCAUAUAAUUUAGUUUAUAGUUUAAUAAAAAAAAAAAAGGAAGUCGCAAACCAAUUUCUCAAACGCUGUCAUAAAUUCACCGAGGCGUAAGAAGGAAUUUAGUGCGAGAUCGUGCUGCAAAUGAAGUAGUAGAACUAACGUUUAGACGAUGCAGCCAAUGCGAGAGCCAAAAAGAAGCCAAGAAGAAGAGCAAGAAAGGCCAAAAUGGAACCAAAGUUACACCGUCGGUAAGCCGGCGAGGAAGUUGAAGCCCCGUCAAAAUGAAAAAGAAUCCUAUGCUUUUUUGUGCAUGAUUAAAUGCACAGUGGCCGGUAUUCUAACAUGCGCCGUUUUAUGUUGUCUGGUUGCAAGCAAAGUUAGUGUCUUAGUUCUAGGCCAGAUUUAUCGUGAUGCAGUAGAAAGAGGGAAAUCCGACACAGUUCUGUCCAAAAAGAGUGCUGAAGACUCUGCAAAUGCCACAACGUUGCCUUUGGGGAGCAACAACGCUGUGAAAGAAGCUGUUUUUGUUAUGUUGGUGUUGAUUUUGAUUAUACCACAAGCAGUUUCAUUGAUCGUCGCAGCAUGGGUUAGUUUGUUUCAGAAGAGUCAUCCAUGGCCAAGCAAGGCGGCCAUAGCAUGGAUCCUGUUUGGCGGUCUGCUAGAAGUGGCAUGCCUGUCCUAUCUAUGUCUGUGUACUCUGACCGUAUACGAUGUACCUUUGGGCCUGUUUGUCCUUCUUAUGAGUGCACUGUUCAUUAUUCCAACGCUUUGGCAAGCGAUCAAGAUCCGGAGGUUUUCAAAUACCAAGUACGGAAGGAUACGACUUGCUCUUUUCGUGUUUGCCGCCGUGCUGCUGAUAGGUGGGCUGGUAGUUCUUGCAUACCAGACGAUCACUCACACCCAUGCCAGGAUUGGGGUCCCUGUGGCUUUCUUCGUGCUUUCCUACGCAUGGUCACCGCAGAUUCGCGAGCUUCAGACUCAACCAAAGCGCUUACCCAGAGCUCGCGACGAGCUCAGUGACGUCACAACAAGCCACCAAGAGCAGGACCUCACCUCGCCCUCGCUUAAACUGACGAAGAAAAUGGCUCGAGAUAAAGCAGCCAUCCUCAUAUCGCUAUGGAAGAUCAUCUUAACGCCAUUUGUAUGUGCGCUCUUAUGCCACCUCUACUCAAUAGCUGAGCUGUCAAGCCUAAGGCAAGGGUUUCUCCACAUAGCUUCCUUCAGACCAGCCUUGGAUUUCUUCCUUCUUCAAAUCUUUUCCACAUUCCUCGGGUACCAUUUAGCUUGGUUAGCAUGUUCUAUGUGCAUGCAAAAGGCUGCCUUCGCCCUUCCCUUGACGUUCUGCACUCCCAUUGUAGUUGUCUUGGUAACCGUAAAGGGCGCAUGCGGCACUAGCUGGAUACCGCUAUCAUGCAGUUACUCCGAGGAGCACUUCGUUUGGAUAAUCGCUCUGGGGCUGUCCAUGUGGGUAGGGCAGUUCCUUUCUACUGGAUACUACGUGUGGAAGAAUCAGGGGUUCGUCAUGGCUAAGGCGUCUUUCCUUUUCUGGAUACCUUCUUACAACGGCCUGAUGCUAGAGCAGAACCUUUUGCUGAACAGACGCAACGAGGUCACGGACGAGAGUCACGUCACGCAAAAAGUGCUCAAGCGUGACACGCACGUGUUUAUCUGCACCACGAUGUACCACGAAGCAGACUACGAGAUGGAGCAGCUACUCAACUCGUUGCACGACGUUGACAGAUAUCGGCGGAAAGCUCGUCGACACAUCGAAUCGCAUGUCUUCUUCGACGGAUGCAUCAAGUCCGAUGAGCUAAACAGUUACAUCUUGCAGCUGGUUUCACUAGUUGAGAGCACUCUUAGAAUACCGCUAAAUAAGUGUACGAAGAUGAAGACGCCGUAUGGGAUGCAGCUUAGAUGGAAGUUACCUGGCGGGAUGCCCUUCACAAUUCACCUCAAGGACAACAACAAGGUGAAGAACAAGAAACGUUGGAGUCAAGUAAUGUACAUGUCUUACGUUGUGGACUUCAAAAGGAAAAUACAUAAUAUUCGUGAUGAUCAAACGUUCAUUUUAACGACUGACGCAGAUGUCAAUUUCAAGCACGAGUCAAUGGAAGCUUUGAUCGACUAUAUGCUGCAAGAUGAAAAGGUUGGCGCCGUCUGUGGCCGCACCCACCCAAUGGGCAAGGGACCGCUCGUAUGGUACCAGAUCUUUGACUACGCCAUCGGGCACUGGUUUCAGAAGGUGGCCAAUCACAUGCUAGGAUCCGUGCUCUGUUGUCCCGGGUGUUUUAGUCUGUAUCGCUGUAAGGCAGUGAAGGAUAUCCUUCCAGAAUAUUCCACCAACGUCAACGAGGCUUCUGAGUUUCUAACAAAAGACAUGGGAGAAGACCGCUGGAUGUGCACUCUGAUGGUGCAGGCGGGUUGGCGUCUGCUCUACUGUGCCGCUGCAGAAGAUGUCACGUACUGUCCCACGACCUUUGAUGAGUUUUAUAAUCAGCGGCGCAGGUGGAUGCCAUCCACGCUUGCGAACCUCAUUCUACUAAUCAGCGAGUGGAGGCUGGUGGUCACAAACAACGACUACAUCUCCGUGCCGUUUAUCAUUUUCCAGUUGAUAUUGCUGCUGGCUACAGUUAUUGGACCUUCUACUGUCAUCCUUGUCAUUACCGGAGGAAUGAACUACGUGGGCAUUGCCACAAAUGAGGUUACCACGGUAACCAUUAUGUCACUCAUCACCCUGGCUUUCGGGUUGAUCUGCCUGUUCACGUCACAGUCGUUUCAGCUGUUGAUUGCCAAGCUGCUGACGUUUGCUUUCUCUAUCGUAAUGCUCAUGGUGGCUGUUGGGGUAGCAGUGCAAAUUUCCAAAGAUUUGGAAAAGAGGGAGGCUGCGCGAAAUUCUCUAAACUCGACUUCAACCUCAGAGCUGGUGGUACUACCAGCAAGCGUGAGCACGUUGUACUUGGGAGGUCUGACAGGGAUAUUUGUUUUGGCCGCCUUGCUCCACCCAAAGGAGGCUUACUGCCUUCUGAAUGGUAUUUUUUAUCUGCUUUGUCUGCCGUCCGGGUAUCUGCUCCUCACGGUGUAUUCCAUUGUUAACAUUACUGACAGAUCUUGGGGAACGCGGGAAGCUAAGACGGCCAAACCGUCCGAUGGCCAUGGCGAAUGGUACACCCCGUUCACUACGCUGUUCAAGAGGCUCUGCCCGUGUCUGCGAUCUUGCGAAUGGCCCUGCGCCAAAGAUGAAGAAAAGAGAGCAACACCGAAUAUAACCACCGAACCCUAUGCAAGAAGAUUUAGCCGGUGUACCGACAUCUUCGACGACGAUAGCACGAGUAGUGGUAUAACCGCGGAUAUUGAUAGGACAUUUUUCAAUGGACGGAGGUACAGUGGCCCGACGGGAUUGCAGAGGUCAGGGUCAUCAUCCCAGGAGCUUCGUGUACCAGCUGAUGGUUGGCAGCCUUACCCUCUUGGCUCCUAUAUAAACGCGGGCAUGAGUCGCUCUCACAGUGACAUAGAUCUAGCUCGACAGUACUACUCCCAAGGGAACCCAGGCUAUGCGGGUUCAGACAUGGUACAAGAAUACCCCCAGUACCAAGGCGGUAGACCAUUAUCUCCGCUUGUUCUUCAGCAAGAAGGGAAUCACCGAACCUUUGGAGCCUUUCUAACGCCAGACGAUGACGCCGUAAGCUCCGUGAAUCAAUAUAAUAGGCCGCAACCGUGUCAUCAUCGUCGUUCUCGGAGUCUUGAUGGAUCGCAGAUUCUGCAUGGAGAGUCUUACGGUCUGAUGGCGUACAAAAGACCAACUGACAAUCCGAACCAUUUGGCUCCACGAUGCGCUUGUCAUCCGCUCCAAAAACCUGAUGACGAUUACCUUGGAAGGGCCCGCACCAAUCGUUCCAGGAGUUUAGAUGAUAUAGACUCGCCUCAAGUCAUAAAUCUCCGAGAUAUUCAUUGUAACCUUGGAACUUGGGACGCUAGGUUCGGUUUCCAACAGCAAAGUAACCAUGCCUCUACUCCUCAUAUGCCUGGACAGCAACUGUAUACCGAGGAAAGGCGUCCAUUUUACCCAAAUCACAAUCAUCUUUGUCGUCCUGAACUGCAUCCAAGUGCAACUUGGGAUGUUUAUCCUUGUGCAGGUACACCUCGUAAUAACCGAAGAGUCUCAUAUCCCCAACAGAAUGGUGGAAAUAAUGGUCGCCGCACUAGCGGACCUCAACCAAAAGUUGACAAAGUCCAGGUCACCUCACAUGAUCCUAACGAUCCUUUGCCGGACAACGAAACAAGACCGAUGUCUAAGAUGGCCCUGGAAUAUUUACAGAAGAGGCGCUCUUGGGAGCUCUCUGACCAAGGUGUCUCGCCGACUCCUGUCGAUUAUAAUCCUGGGUCACCUGUGGAAAGACUGGAAGAUGUAGCUUUGCAGUCAGAAGACUUGGAAGAUGGUCAAAACGAACAAAGUGAAGUUGAUGGGACAAGAAAUAAAGCGCACCCCAAGGUCUAUUUCUCUGGAUCAGUAAAAACAAGAACAAGCUCAUCAGGAAAGUUGACUGACGAGACAAAGUUCGAUGGAAAAGUCACGGUGGAGGAGUGGCUACAAGGAGAAUUAGAGGUGUACAUCGAGCACUUUAAGGAACACGGAUACGACAACUUGGAGAUGGUGGCCCUCAUGACCGAAAAGGAUCUGGAUUUGAUAGGCAUUGAGAUACGUGGCCACAAACAGAAACUUGCCCGACGCAUUAAAACACUUCCGAGAAUAGAAAGGGAAGAAGGCAUUCCGGAGAGUGUAGAGGAAUGGCUGAAGGACUUGGGUCUCGGUGAGUACUGGCCGUACUUUGUUGGGAAUUGCUACACUGAGCCAAGCGACCUUGAAGAUCUAAAAGACAUGGGACACGAUCAAGUGACGGAGACGUUCAACAUACACAAGCAAGGUCAUGUUGCCAUGAUGAUUCAAGCCAUCAGGAAGCUUCAAUACCCCAAUAAAGGACAGCUCAAGAUCCGCCAAGCACGCCGUGAGCUGGCACGCCUCCCUCUGCUGCGCAUGGAUCUCGACAACGGUGACCACGGACGGGAGUUUGAUUUCUGGGAAGGGCUGCGCCGAAUCUCUCUCGAACCGGAAGCCGCUGCGUUCAGCACGAGCUCCGAGCUCAAAGAGAAACUCACAAGUCUGCGCAACUCCGUUUUAGUAAUCUUCUUCGUUGCUAACGUGCUGUGGAUGCUGCUGAUCAUGGUAUUAGCACGCCACCAGAGUCUCAAGGUCUUAGGCGUGGAUGUUAUUGGCUUGGGUUUCCUUAUCGUGUAUGGGGUUAUCAUAAUAGUGCAAUUCUUGACGAUGGUGUGCCAUAGACUUGCUACUAUGAUACACGUGCUUGCGCGCGCUCCCUGGACAUGCGGGAAGGACUCGCCUAUUGAGAAAGUCAGGACGACUAUUCGAAAGCGAACGCUUCGCAAGACACCUAGACGUGUUGGUGCUCGGAACAACCGUGUUGUCGAGACACGGUAGUGAGGUCCUGUAUUUUGGUUUCAAAAGACAUAAUUAGAGUGAACGCUAUCAAAUUUCGAACAGUUGUAUUUGUAUUAUUUCCCUUGAUAAUGGUGCCAUGUCUACCGUAGUUACUCAAACAGAUUAAGCACUCAAGAGAUUGAUUUUUAAAAAGUUACAGUCGCAUCCGUUUACUUACUGCGGGCUGACGGAAACCUCAACCGACAACAAUUUAACAAGGAUUCCGCCGUUAUUUAUCGGUCACUUCCUCGAAGAAACUUUAAAGAGACGCACUGUUUUUUUGUUUUGUUUUUACAAUUUUUCGCGUUUUCAACUCAUCCGAUAUUAUUACGUAAUUGACUGGAAAAGCCGAUUAGCGCUAACCAAGGGUUAAAUUUGCCCUAACCCAGGAUAAAAUUUUUACCCCCGGAUUAGUUCUGUUCCCGAAACGCUGGCUAGCGCUAACUCUGGGUAAGUUUGGAGGUAAAAUCUAACCCUACUCGCGAGGUGGAUUUACUCGCUAACAUACGGUUUAGUUGCCGUAACACAGGCCUCCCAAACUUGGUAAAGUUGCCGACAAAAAAGACGUUACACAAAAACAAUGUAGGGAUCAAAUGUCCUAACAUUUCGCUUUGUUACCGCGGUGAUCCUAGAUACUAAUCCCUCAGAUACUAAUCAGAUACAAAACAGAUACUAAAAAACGGCCAGGGGUGUACUUCAUAAAAAAUAUAAUAUAAUGCCUAUUUAACAAGUUAAAUCAGCUAGAAACGAUGGAAAGGCAUCAUAAUUACGGCUCCUAAACUAUUAACUUUCUGUAAUUUGUGUGGAUCCUAGACUGUCUGAUUAGAAUAUUUUUUUCUGGUUUCAGGUUUAGGCGCUUGCAAAUUUCUAAUCAAUACACAAAGAAAUAGCUAUAAUUUACAUUUCUGAAACGUUUCUAUACCGAUUUAGCGCUAAGUUAUUGCUACGUUUUUGAACAACAAACGUUUGCUUUUGUACUUUUUGGCGCUGACAAAAUGAAUGUUGUCGACGGUGAAGACCACCAACGUGGAAGUCACGCUUGGAUCAUGCGCUUGGACGUCAAGCUAGCUACAUCUACAGUAACUGCGCUACGAGUUAAAUAUAAAUUGGACUCGAAUUGACCGGGAUAAAAUCAAUUCAUCCGAAAGACGGGGAUUUUUUUUUCUUUUGAGAUCUGCAUAAUUUUUUCGACCAGUUUCUGAUCUGUUCAAACAAACAAACAAAAAGAAAGAAAAAUAUUCCUACCCAGCUGCUAUUUAUACGAACAAAUCCAAAUUCGCUCCCCCGUAUUUUUUAUCCAGUUGUAUUAAACUAUGUGUAUGUGUAGGAUCGGCUUUUGAAUUUUUCACGCUAGUGAUGACUAGAAAUUUAGCCUAAAUCCGCUCGCGCAAAAAUCGCUGUAAAAAUAUUUUGGCGUAUUUUCAGCUCUACUCCCCCCCCCCCCCCCCCCCCCCCCAUUUGCUAUUAGUUGCUGUUUAGUAUCUGUUUAGUUUAGGAUCACCGCGGUUUGUUAUGCGACCUUCGUUGCGAUGCCGACUCGAAAAUUGUGCUGGGACAGACAGAAAGUUACAUGAAAUUUAUAUUGAAAUGAAUCUGUCUCGCUAGUGUCACGCACCAAAUCGAAUCCUGCAAAUGACAUUUUUUUGAAAUGAAAUGGAGGUAAUUACAGGCCAUGGAGAGGUGUUUGGGGCUCCUUUUCGAAAAUAAAAUAAACAACGUUAAAUACGAGGGUUUUUUCUAUUGAUCUACUUGGGUAUCCUGUGUGAUUACUUGGCUUGAGGAACGGCGAGUUAUCCGUAGGUUAGCUAUCCUACGAUUAGCGAAUCUUAAACCGGGAUUAGGCGCUCAUCUAGGAAUAAGUUAAUCGGCCUUUCAGGAAAGGCCCCGGAGUACAAUGGUGCGGUUGCCGCUUAAAGCGCCAACCUCGAAAUUGGAAUUGGGACUAUUGCGGCAGUAGAAUGUCGAACUGUGAUAGGCCUCUGAUAUAUUGCACAAAAUAUUUAAAACAAUAAUACUAGGGGUAAAUACUAGAUCUAUGGCAUAUUCCAUAAAUAAAAUAAAUACAUAAAA
Molecule: messenger RNA, 8320 nt
Organism: Nematostella vectensis (starlet sea anemone)
Lineage: Eukaryota; Metazoa; Cnidaria; Anthozoa; Actiniaria; Edwardsiidae
Exons: 17
Coding region: 926-6250 (1774 amino acids)
Cellular component (GO): cell septum; cell periphery
Molecular function (GO): protein binding; chitin synthase activity
Source: RefSeq, a predicted model, not a curated record